CUUAAUAAUCUAAUCAAGUCUUAUGUGACCGCUUAUGAGUGCAGGAUUUGCAGAUGUGACAUUCAGUAGCCAGAUGGUUUUAGGAACAAAUGACAGACAAGUAGCCUGUUAUGUGUGCUGUUACUGACAUUUUGCAGCCUCCGUGUUCAGUGCUUGAAAGGUAAUUUCCCAAGUGACGAAACAGCUGACUGUGUUUUGGUGUCACAGAUUUCCAUACAACACUUCCUGCUAUUGCCAGAAAAAAAAGACAGCAUGUGACAGUGACUGAAGAACAGAGAGAGGACAGCUGAGAGUCAAAAUGAAUACAACAUCCUUACUCCCUUACUCAUAUUCAUUGAUGGAGGAUGGGGUGGCAGAUUUUGCCACAGAUUGGAGAGCAGAUGACGUCUCCCCGCACAACUUGGAACACCAGAUCCAGUGUCCAGCACCAGUCACGGCUGAACCCAAUGACAGGCUAGACUCUGAGGACAAUAGAACAGUUAUCACAGAGAGCAUGUCGGUUACUGUGUCUGAUGAAGAAAAACUCCAACUCUUGAACAAAAACACGGAACUCCGGAGACUGAAUGCAGAGCUGAUGAAAUUGAACCAGCAGUGGGAUGAAAUAUAUAGAAACACUACACAGAGAAUGCAGCACACAGUACACACUCUACAAGAAGAAGUUCACAACUUGAGACAGCACAGUGACAAACUGAGCCUAAUGUUGGAACAUGAACAGAACAAGAGGGAGUUCUAUGAGAAGUCACUGCUCCAGGAGAUGAAGAGGAAUCAAAAGCUCCAGGAAGCUGUCAGGCAUUUAGAGAAAGCUCUGCACUACAAAAACAUUACUAACCGUGGUUUUCAGAAUGUCGCAGAAAUUUCAAGACCACAGAACCAAGAAGAUGUUGCACCAUCUUCCCCUCCGGUUUCCAAUCAGUGUCCUGAAAAUCCUAAGGAAAGUCCAAUCAACCCUGAUAGGGACAGAGACCACGCUGCCAAGAAUAGGAAACCAGUCCCAGACCCACAACAGCCAUGUAAGAAUUUGAAAAGCCACCAGUACAGUAGAAGCAGAAGUCUGCGUAACACUGAAUCGGAGCAGGACAUGACUCAGCUUAAAGAACAAUUACAGGCACUUAAAUGUCAGACAGAGAUUUAUGAAGCAGAUUAUAAGACUGAACACACCGAUCGUGAGCGUAUGAAAACCGAAAAUGAAAAGCUACGAAAGAAAGAGAGAGAAAUGAGAGAACAAAUGCUGAUACUACAGGAGCAGCUGAAGAUAUACGAGGACGAUUUCCAGAGGGAACGCUCUGACAAGCAGGUCUUACAGCGGCUGUUGAAAAGCAGACAUUCGGCCCGUGAGCCUGUCCUGGUCCACCGCUGCAAUAACGAGGCCCAUUUAAAGGGCCCAUUGGGGGGUGCUGAAAGCAUGUCCCAUAACAGUAGUAGAAAGGAGCAGAAGGUUAGGGGUGAAGAGGUUUUCGCACACAGGUUCUGAUUCUCAACUUUUAAUACAGUCUUCAUUCAGGAAGCUUACACUGGAUACUUAAAUAAUAAUAAAAGACUUUAAGAAAAAAGUAUAGACACCAAGAAAAAACUGCUGCCACCUUUAACAAUUUAACUCCAAAGGCAUGGAUGAACCAAAUGACCAAACAAAAUGGGGUACAAAAGUGCAAAGUGUGAAAUUAAAAUGUUAUAAGCGUCCCAAGUGUGAUAAAAUUAUAGAAUAACAUAAAAUACUACCAGCGUGGUUCUACAACAGUAGUCUCGUUAAUAAAACGUCCAAUAGGCACACAAGAAAAACAGAACAUAGGGUUACACAGCACUGUAUUGCAAAAGGUACCUGCAGUGAUUACAAUAAUAGAAUAUGCUAAGCACUUAAUAAAUAGCGCUAAUAAAGCUUUAUAGCCUCUUCUGACCCCCAGGCUCUCCAGUACAUUUCCAGUUUGGCAAAAGUUCAUUUUAAAUUGGGCCCAACUUCUCCCAAUAAAUCCUAUGUUUGGUCAUAUUGAAUAAUAGUAGCAAUUCAGAUGAUUAUACUAUGAAUCAAUGUCAAACUAUUUAAUAUACUACAUACUAGUCUGUUUACAUUGUUGUGUAGUGCAAUCAUUUCAUUGGCUAAGUAUCUCCAGCAUGCCCAAUGGAAGCCCGAGGUCCAGCAUUACAACUUAAAUUGAAAUGUGCACCUUAUAAGUAUAGUAUUUCUUUGUCCUGAGGAAGUCAUUUUGAUGAAAUUGGUUGGUGUCUGCACACUUUAUU
Messenger RNA from Pelobates fuscus (common spadefoot toad), 2232 nucleotides. RefSeq names its product TNFAIP3-interacting protein 3-like. The record is from RefSeq and is a predicted model, not a curated record. Gene Ontology annotation, biological process: cellular response to lipopolysaccharide; regulation of transcription by RNA polymerase II. The transcript is spliced from 9 exons. Bases 299 to 1471 code for a protein of 390 amino acids. NCBI's taxonomy places the organism in Eukaryota, Metazoa, Chordata, Amphibia, Anura, Pelobatidae.